GUAUACUGCCACUAGGCCCUUGGCAACCCGGCUAUGACUGGUAACAUAUACAUCAUUGAGGAAGUAAAAUAGCCCUCAAUGCGCUAAGCAAAGAUUGUGUAAGAGGGUACAUGGUUUAGACUGACUAUCGAUGUUAACCAACGACCAUUCUUACAUGUAUGUGUCAAUAACUUGAACAACGUCAGGCAAUUGUGCUGAUAUGUGUUACAAUGUCUGCCGUGGGACCGUAAUGGCGAACAGGUGCUUGUGUUGGUGUAUUGGUUUCAUGGUCCUUGUUUACCAGUCAGGGUGCCAGGAAAGCAUUGAUUGUGAUUUUGAGUCUGAUGUUUGUGCCUGGAACAUGUCAGGAAAACCAUGGAGGAGAUCCAAUGUGGGAACCCAGAUUCCAGGAACUGGACCCGACUCCGGAAGGAACGGCUAUUAUAUAUAUUUAAAAGCGGAUGACUUCAAAAAUGAUAACGGGAUAGUUCAACCUGGAAAGUGUGUCCUGUUGAGUCCGGCUUUUAACACAACUUCCGGUGGAGGCUGUUUCCGGUUCUGGUACCACAUGAACGGAGAUGGGAUCGGUAACCUCUCUGCAGCAGUGGUAGAAGGUUCGCCGCCAUCAUUUACCUUAAAAUUGGAUAAGGAAGGGCCACAGGGAAAUGCAUGGAAGUGUGGACAAUUUUCCCUCAAUGAAAACAAGAAUAACAUAAAGAUUCAGUUGACAGCAUGGUCUGGCUUGAACAUUUUAGGAGAUAUUGCUGUCGAUGAUCUGAAGUUGUUUGACGCGAGAUGCCCUGCACUCUGCGUUGAUGUCACGACAACACCAACCCCGACAACUUCAUCACUUCUUGGCAGUACUGCGGUACCUGCAUCCUCAUCAUCAGAAUACACGACUGUUUUAUCGGUAGAUACAACACCAACAUCGGAAUUAUCAGAUCUGACAAAGACGAUUAUCUACAUCAGUGUAAUCCCUGUUGGAGUACUUCUAAUCGGAGCAGCCAUUGCCUGUUUUUGCUAUAGGUCAAGGAAAGAGAAGAAGGCAGAUUUAUACACUCCAGAUAUCCAGGAGAACCAUACCAGCGAAGGGUUUCAGGAAAACGGCGAGGAGGUCUACCACGAUUUGGAUGACGCCACAAUGCUGGAAAACGUUGAAGGUGGCUACACGAUGCCAUUGGAGAUAUUGUCUUCCAUCCAUGAAGGUGAUACAAUCGAAUGUGACUACUCCACCUCUGGAGUAGCUAACGUCCAUGAUGAAGGUAGAGCUGAAGAUGCAGAUGUUGCAGACUAUACUAGAUUAGAACGUCACAAAAUCCAGGAGGAAACUACGUCUGUUGAUAGCAAUUACAUAGAACCCCUGGCUUCUCCCUACGACGGCACUUAUGAGAGGACACAGGAACAUGAAAACAGAGACUCAUUGGACACCACAUGUUCUCCUGAGAGGCAAACAGAUGGGAACAAUGUCUCUUGUAGUCCUAACUGGUUAAGCCAGCAUGUGCCUGCACCAAAGACAUGUGGACCUAGUUAUAUAACGGCCAUCCACGAGCCGUAGGCAUUAUAUUCAUAUACAUAUAUGCGUUUUACCUGUGAGUGUAUAUAAGACAACUAUAUGCAGAAUAUGUUUGGAUUAAGUAAUAUUUUGAAACGAGUGUGUUUUUUUAUAUGAGAACAAACGUUUGGGAAUUUAAAGAUGUAAACAGUUACUAUAGUUUAACCAGAUGAAGGAUUUUUAAAAUCAGAUGAAGGAAUUUUAAAAUGUCAAGUUUAUCAUCAUGUCACAUUUGAAGCUCCAUCACCAUUAAUUCAGAAAAAUAAUUAAUUAUAAAACGUCAAUCAACAUCUGCCGAAUUAGAAAUGCUUCUUCCUUGUUAUUCAAAAUUAUUGCUCUAGUCGAUGGAUAAGAUUGUAUUGAAACCACAAACCAGCUGGGGAGUAAUUUAAAUGAUAUGGAAAGAACAUAAGGAUAUAUUUUCUUUAUUUAUAUUGACAUCUAAACAUUUAACGUCAUUUCAUCUGCAGACUGUCAGCGACAAAAAUGUUUCGUGUAGAAAACACACCAUCCUGAUUCUCUGAUCUGGGAACCGCCUCCGUGGCCUAGGGUAGAGCGUCCGCCCGGGGAGGGGAAGGUCGGGGGUACGAUCCCCGGCCGCGUCAUAUCAAAAGACGUUAAAAGAUUUUACUUGUUGCUACCCUGCCUGGCGCUCGGUAUAAAGGGGCUUAAACAAGGACUGGUCGGCUCGGAGUCAGUAUAUUUCUUAUGAAUGUGGAAAGUGUUUUGGGCUUUUAUUUACAACUUCACCAAGGAGACGAAUAUGUCUAAGUAGCACUACCCAUAAACAUGUUCUUCAAACUUUUAAUUUCCAAGUAUGUACUAGUAACUUAUUCCCGAAAGCCUAAAUCAAACAUGUAUCACGUAUAGCCUACAGCAAACAUGCAUCAAAUAUAGCCUACAGCAAACAUGUAUCAAGUAUAGCCUACAGCAAACGUGUAUCAAGUACAGCCUACAGCAAACAUGUAUCAAGUACAGCCUACACCAAACAUGUAUCAAGUAUAGCCUACAGCAAAUAUGUAUCAAGUAUAGCCUACACCAAACAUGUAUCAAGUAUAGCCAACAGCAAAUAUGUAUCAAGUAUAGCCUACAGAAAACAUGUAUCAAGUAUAGCCUACAGCAAACAUGUAUCAAGUAUAGCCUACAGCAAACAUGUAUCAAGUAUAGCCUACAGCAAACAUGUAUCAAGUAUAGCCUACAGCAAACAUGUAUCAAGUAUAGCCUACAGAAAACAUGUAUCAAGUACACAUGUACAUGUAGCAUCGGGUCUGUAUAACUAAGUCAAAUGUUCAUAAAUGGUCUGUUCAAUAAAUACCAGUAUAUUGUAAAUAAAAGCGACAAAACCUUUCCAUUAUAAUGUGUAAUCACUGCUAAAACAAGUUAUUCUACUAUUCUAACUAUACCAUAUACGAUAAGCCUGUGUUUAUUAUGAAUCACUAUCAAGUAGAAAUAAUAACAUGUGUUCGGGGGAUACAAUGCCUUAGGAUACAAAGUCUGUUUCUUUGAGGAUUCAAGAGCUUUUUGAAAGACAUUCUUCCUGGCGUAUGCUCUCAUUGACAAUCGAUCUCGAAAACGGUUUCUGGUGAGUUCAUUUUUAAGUUAAGAAUAUGUGUUCUAAAAAGUCUUAGAGCAUGAAAAGAAAAAUGUCCGUCAAUGACCAAUGCGUGACCAUUAGUUUGUCUGUAGUUGUUUGAAAAGUACAAAUAUGCCAACAAAAGGAUAAAUUACUGAAAACGACGUCAAUGUAUUAUUUACUUCACAUUGUCGGAGAAAAUAGUAUAGAUUUAUUUUCUCUAAAUCCUCAUUCCAUGUCAAACUUUGGUUCAAGGAUUUAAUCGACUGAAAACAUUUUGCCUUCCCUUAAUAAUAAUAAUCGGCAACACGUCCGUCUUAAAUUUAGUGGAUACAUAUUCAAAGGGAAAACACUCUCACUGUCAAAAGAUUAACUGUCCUUGACAUGAAAAGGCUACGGCCCUGAGGUUGCAUGCAAAACACUUUGCUUGCGUUCCGACUGAAAUACAUGUAAACGUCUCUGAUCAAGGUAGGUUAGUUCUUCAAAUAUUUAGAGGUUAUUGUAUGGCACUUUUCAUAUCAUACUCCAUAUCAAGGGCCCCAUAUCAGCCCGAGGGCCGAAGACGAGAGGGCUGAUAAUGGGGUCGAGGGUUGAUAUGGGGUAUGAUAUGAAAACUGCCAUAUAAUAACCUUUUAUAUCAUAUAUCAUAACAUAAAAUUGUAAAAUGUAUCUAUUUGCAAGUGCAAGCAUAACAUUUUCAUCUUGUUUGGAAGUCAUUGUCACGGGAAAGCUUGCUGAACAGACGAGCAGACGCACUAAGGGACGUAACUCCAUUUGUUAAAAAUCCGGGCUGUUAUCGAUCACCCAUUCAAAAUGUAUUGACAGCCCGGCAGGAGUUGUGAUACGUCUGGCUGUUACACCCCCUGUGACAUGACUGUCUCCAUGUUGGCUCUAUCGCACAUGCAAAAUGCCCUAUAUCAUUGAUAGGUAUAAUUAUGAUAAUAUUGUUUGUAUCAUCGUGUAUUUUCUAUUAUCUGUUUGGUAUAUUCAUCUGACGUGAUGUUUAUUUCGUUUACUUGGAACUUUUGUAGCAUUUUGAAAAAAACAAUUUCAAGUAACUACGUAUAGCAUCACACCAGCACAUUAAGAUGUGUAUGCAUCCACAAGGUAAUUUUAUGUAACACUUGUAUGUAUGCUGGUUAUUGGUGAAAAAAAGGUUGUGUACUAUCAGAUGUAUCUAUUAUAAUUUUGUUUAGUUUGGAUCACUCAUGGCUGUUCCGGGAAAGAAAGAACAUUUAUUAGUGGAUAUCCUCAACACGUUGUCCCAUUAACAUACUCCACAUUUCCAAUUAUGAUGCCCUUUAUAUUGUCGACACACACAAUUUGUUUACUUACAAAAAGCUUUCAUUUGUCACAUAUCUCUGCUUUGCAUCAACUAGAUAAAUGAAAUUUGAUAAUGUAUCGAGCCGUGUAUUCAUUAAGAGUUAAAUAGCCUGCGCUUACAAUGCAGACAUAGGUUACCUGUUGAUUUGAGUCGAACGCACAGGAAUCAGAAUUAACCAAUCAGAUUCGAGUAUUUUCAUAAUUCUUGAUAGAAUUCAUGUUGAUUCUUAAAAAAUAUUGAUUGUGGUAAUCAUGGUGACUGAUGUUUGUACACGAUUUCUGCUGAUAUGUAGGUAGUCUAGAGUUUUCAAACUUUUGUCAAUGUAACCACUAUUUUUAGUGAGAUAUCUACAGUCGAAAAGAUAACACAGUCUCUGCUUAUUGAUGCCAGACAAAAUGACUCCUGUCAAACGAGAAACUAAGCUCAGUGGUUUUACUGGUUACCGUUAUUAUGUGGUUCACAGGUGAACAACUGACCGGAUGGUUUAAAUUGUCCGUGUUUCGUAACCACAAUCGACUUGAAAAUGACAGACAACUAAUCGCUAAUAAAGAUAUCAAUGACGCAUGAUAAAAUGUUUUUUGUAGUAUGAAACCAAAAUCCGAUUACAUACCGAGAAGAAGAAGCAAUACUGAACAUAAUUGAUUUGACAACAGAUAUAACUAGGCUACUUCGUCAUUCCUAUUUAAUGAAUAUUCAGGUGUCAUAAAUCGUUGAUGCAUAUCUGCAAAAUUAAUGAAUACAACGUUUGUAAAUGUAAGCUCCCAUAUUUCAGAGCUCAAACAUUUGAAAUUUGAUUAAACAAUAUCGCAAUUUUUUACCCAAGUCGCUUUGUUUGUUUCAUAACGUAUUUGUAGCUAAAAUUCAGUGUUUGAAACUAUUUGAAUAAAAUAGUUGUUUUCUUUGACGCUGUGCAAUGUAAUAAAUAGUUAGCUGUUGUGAUUGAACCUAAAAAGACAUUACGUUAGGAAAAGGAUCGAUACUUUAAGAGAGAUAACUACAUAUGUUACAGUUAGAUAAUAAUGUAUUUCGUGAAAUGUUAUUUAUUCUGUUAGAAUUGUAAUGAUUUUAUCACGAGUUUGCAUAUUUUGCUUCGAUGUCAUAUUUACAAUGACAUACAAACAAAUGUGACCACUGGAAUUAGUUUAUUAUGCUACAAAUAUUAUACAUAUACUGCAGUUUUUAUUAAAAUGAGUGAUUGGU
Molecule: messenger RNA, 5628 nt
Organism: Haliotis rufescens (red abalone)
Lineage: Eukaryota; Metazoa; Mollusca; Gastropoda; Lepetellida; Haliotidae
Product: neuropilin-1-like
Exons: 7
Coding region: 200-1534 (444 amino acids)
Cellular component (GO): membrane
Source: RefSeq, a predicted model, not a curated record